AGACACUUACCAGAAUUUUGAACUUCAUCUGACACGAUGGGUUUAGCCAGUCUCUUCCUUUUCCUUGCUCUCCUCUUUGGUUCUGAUGUGAAAAGUGCUACAGGGAGGGAGUACUACUCAGUCCUUACAGUGGAUAAUGGGCAGUCAUGGGGAAGCUGGGGCAGCCAGGCCUUCUGUCCAGCUGGCUCUUAUGCGACAGGUUUUAGUCUUAAAGUUGAGUAUUACCAGGAAGGCGGUGAUGACACUGCAGUGAAUGGCAUUCGCCUUCAUUGCACACAGCCAGGACGUGACGAUUCGACCCGAGUCGAAUCUACAUCGGGAACGUGGGGUGAAUGGACACGAACUCAGUUCUGUCCAUUCGGGUCACUGAAGUCCUUCCAGCUGAACGUGGAGCCUCAGCAUGAUGGUGAUAACACAGCAGUGAACAACAUAAGGUUCAAGUGCUCUGGUAUCACGAUGCUGGAAGGCUAUGGUAUGGACUUUGGAGACUGGGGAAGAUGGAGCUCUGAAUGCUCCUAUGGUGGGAUCUGUGGUAUUCAGACCAGGGUAGAACCAUAUCAGUGGAAUAUAGAUAACACUGGUCUCAAUGAUGUACAGUUCUUCUGCUGCAAGUAGAGAUCUGGCAUGUGGAAGAUGAACACCAAGUGUAUUGGUCUACUAACAAACACACAGUGUUUUUUUUCUUAUAGCACAACAAAUGUAUUUUUAAUGAACAGCAUAAUCACUUGUGCAAUCAGCCUUUUUUUUUUUUUUAAUAAGAAUUGUAUCGUACAUCAUAUCUUAAAUUGUCUAAUCAUAAGCUAUAUCAUAUGUUCAUGUUUUGAAAGAGUUUCAUUCACAAAAUCUUUGUGCAGUGUAUGGUUCCCAAAAUUUAGCAUCUUUGCUCUAAUAAUGAUUAAACUGCUUUUGGAGUUUUGGUCAUUUGAAAUAA
Chanos chanos (milkfish) is the source of this 931-nucleotide messenger RNA. Its product is annotated as vitelline membrane outer layer protein 1. The transcript has 4 exons. Lineage: Eukaryota; Metazoa; Chordata; Actinopteri; Gonorynchiformes; Chanidae. The record is from RefSeq and is a predicted model, not a curated record. Bases 37 to 615 code for a protein of 192 amino acids.